AUGUUACCAACUCGGAGUAGAAUCCUUUUCUCCAGCUUUAGGGCUUCUCUUCCCCGGCUUUCUUCUCCGCUUCAAACCCUCGCCCCCUGCCCGCGGGACGUUCCUCCGCCCGACCCCCUCGCCGACCUCGUACGCUUCCACCUCUCAUCCGGCGACACCGACGCCGCCGUCGCCGCCAUCCGCAACUCCGCCGACCUCGGGCCCCCUCCCUCCUCCCCCGCUGCCCUCAACCCGGUCUUCUCCGCCCUCUCACGGACCGGCCAGUUCGCCUCCGCCAUCUCCCUCUUCGACUCCCUCUCCUGGGCGCGCGACGCCGCCGAUCUUGUCACCUUCAACAUCCUCAUCCAUUGUGGCUGCCAGUCCCGCCAGUUCGAUGUCGCCCACCAGCUGCUCGGUGAAUUGCGCUCCCGUGGGUACACCCCCGACGUCGUGUCCUUCAACACUUUGAUCAAGGGAUUGUGCGACGAGCACAGGGUUUCAGAUGCUUUUGCAGUCCUCGAUGAGAUGAAGCAGGAAGGCAUCCUGCCGAACAGCUACACGUACUCGAUGCUGAUAGGGCUCGUUACACGGGGUCGCUCGGAUUCAGAGAAAGGCUUGAACUUGAUUCGAGAAAUGCUGCAACUUGGAUUGGAACCUAGCAUAGUGAAUCUUAAUUGCGUUCUUUUGGCAUCCUGUAAGGAGGUCAAGAUUGAUGUGGCAAAAGCUCUUUAUGGUAGGAUGAGUAAAUCUGGAAUUUUCGGAGAUGUUGUCUCGUACACCUGUUUUGUCAAUGCAUUGUGUAAAAAGAAGAGGCUGGCUGAAGCAAAAACUCUUUUUUCUGAGAUGCAGCAGAAGGGAGUAUUUCCAAAUGUUUUCACAUAUAAUGCUAUAAUUCAUGGGCUUUGUGCUAAUUGGUUUUUUAAAGAUGCAGUGGCAAUGAUCGACCAGAUGUUGGUUAAUUGUUUGAGGCCAACUAAAUCCACGUAUACAACCCUCAUGGCUGGGCUCAUUAGAGCUGGGCAAGUCGAAGAGGCUUUAAAAUAUUUGGAUGUGAUGAAAGGACAUGGUUUAGGCCCGGACAAGUACAUCUAUGGUACUUUGCUCAAUGGCUUAUGUCAUAAAGGGAGAGUGGAGGAGGCAAUGAAACUCUUCCGUCUAAUGGAAUCUGAUGGACUGGCUGAUGUUGCUGCUUACAACAUGUUGAUUGGUGGAUUUUGCCGAGUUGGAAAGAUGGAAGAAGCCGUGAAACUUUUCCGAGAGGUUACUGAAAAUGGGUUGAAGUGUGAUGUUAUCAUGUGCACCACCUUGAUCCAUGGCUUCUGCGAGAAUGGAAAAGUUGAAGCUGCACAAGAGAUGGUAAGCCAUAUGGAGAGGAAUGAUCUCAAACCUGAUGCCAUCACAUAUACGGUAUUGAUUGAGGGGCUAUGCAAAACAGAAAAUUAUGAUGCUGUGGAGCAGCUAUUAGACUCUGUGGAAAAGAUUGGCAUUGAGCCAAAUUCAGUUGCCUAUAAAGGUUUAGUACGUCGGUUGUGUAUAUCAGGGCACUCUGAUCGGGCUGUCUAUUUGCUAGAAAUGAUGAAACAAAGAGGACAGCAACUUAGUCCUGAAACUUGUAAGGCACUUUUAGAUGAAAUCAAUGGGGCGAAGAAACUUCAAAAUACUGAGAAUCUGCAAUGCCAAAUGGAAGAAAUUGGUUAG
Musa acuminata AAA Group (dessert banana) is the source of this 1677-nucleotide messenger RNA. Its product is annotated as pentatricopeptide repeat-containing protein At1g62910-like. The record is from RefSeq and is a predicted model, not a curated record. Gene Ontology annotation, molecular function: protein binding. The coding region runs from base 1 to 1677 and encodes 558 amino acids. Lineage: Eukaryota; Viridiplantae; Streptophyta; Magnoliopsida; Zingiberales; Musaceae. The transcript has a single exon.